GGUGUGGAGCCGAGCGGGUCGUUAUGGCCGAGAUACACGGAGCUGCGACGUUAAAGAAGUGCAUGGAGGUGCUAAGGGAUGCUAGGAACGACAGCGAGCAGCUGGCAGCACUGCUGAUGGUGACUAAAGCGGUUAAAGCUGGAGAUCUGGACUCUAAGACCCGACGUCAGAUCUUCGAUGCCAUCGGCUUCACGUUCCCCAACCGGCUGCUGAGCUCCAGUCAAACCCCACCAGGCUGCCCUGAAUACAUGUUUAAAGCGCUGGGUCUCACCCUGCUGGGUUGUUUCUGUACCGAACCGGAGCUGGCUGGACACACACAGAUCCUGAACAAAAUCCCGACCUUCAAUAGCGUCCUGCUUGCUCCCUUUAAUCCAGACUGCACGUCUAUGAUAGAUGAUGCGUAUCAGUGUCUGACUGCUGUUCUGGCCACUCCCAGGGGUCCCAGGGAGAUGGUGAGCAAAGGAGCGGUGUCUGCUCUGUGCCAGGCUUAUAUCAAUGGUGGUUAUGGCUCUGAGCGUGCCCUGGAGCUGCUCUUGGGGCUGCUGGCUGUAUCAGAGGUGAAGUGCUGGCAGAGGGAUGCCCCGCACCUCCUGGCUGUGCUGGGGAAGCUCUGUGAGCAGUUUGUCAAGGCUGAAGAUGCCACCAAGUUUGAGCUGUGUCAGCUGUUGCCUCGCUUCAUCCCCCUCUCACCACCACUUGCUGAGGUCUCACAAGGCUCCGAGUGCAUCCAGCAGCUUUACAAAGGGCUGGCUGAUAUUCUGGGCAGUAAACUCAGCCAGUCACAGAGGGAUCCUGCUCUGAAGCUUGCUGCCAGCAUCGUGCAGGCCUGUGGGGCAGAGUGGAUCCCAGCAGGGAGAACUGGCAGCAAGUUCCUGGCCUUGCUGGUGAACUUGGCUUGUGUGGAGAUCCGCCUAACCCUAGAGGAGCCCAAUCCCAUGGAGGUGGAGGGGAAAAAAGAAGUGAUAACGGCCUGCUACGUCCUUAUCGAGAUGGGGAUCCAGGAGUGUCUGAAAGGAGAGGAAUCGCUGCUAGAUGAAGCACAGAGAAUGCAGCUCAUGAGGAUCAUGGAGGAAGCAUUUGGAGCCGUAGUGUUUUACUUGAGACAGGUGAAAGAGGAGGAGCUACAGGAUCCUUUCAUAUUCGCUUCUGUUCGGAUCCUUGGAGCCUGGAUGGCAGAAGAGACAUCCUCCCUCAAGCAGGAGAUCUGUGAGCUCUUACCUUUCCUUGUUCAUUAUACCAAGAAGCUUUUCAAAGAGGGUGGCCCAGCAGAGAAUCUUCCCCAGGCAGCUGGGCUGGUCGGCAGUGACAGCUCCAUCUUAACCCAGGAUGCUCUGAGAUUUCUACUACCUGGAUUUUGCCAUUUAACAGCAGAGGACAGACCCAGAGACAUCCUCAUCUCAGAAGGGGCACCAGCACUACUGUGUGACUACUUCCUGCAUCACUGGGAGGUGCUGACCUCUCAGCCUGGGUCCCUGACGAGCACUGAGAUGAGUCUGCAGACUUUAUGUGGGAUCUUCCUUAACCUGGUUGUGACUGCACCAGACCUCAUCAGGCAGGAAAAAGCCUUCUCUUCUUUGAUGGACACAUUGCUGAAGUCUCUUCCCUUCCUUCUACCUCAGAAGGAUCAUUUGGUUCUAGCAGCCAACAUUGCCACUCUGGGCUUGAUGAUGGCAAGGAUCCUUUCAAGUUCAGCAGUUCUUCAGAAGACUGGGCCUGCAAAGGAAUUUUUCAGAGCCACCAUUCGCUUCUUGUCUCAGGCUCACACAGCCCAAGCAGACCCUGGUAGCCAUGGCUUAGCUCUGGCCAUAUCCCCUGCCUAUGUGAGUGCCUGGGAUGAUAUCCGUGAGCUCUGGUUCCUGGGGAUGCAGGCCCUGGCCAGCUGUGUGCCUCUUUUCCCCUGGUUGCCACAAGCUGUGCUCCAGGCACAGUGGCUGGAAGAGCUCUCAGAGUUACUGAGACGAGUCACUGCAGCCUCAGUGGAUUUUGAGCUCAUUGCUGCUUUCCAGGGUGUGCUGGUUGAGUUGGCCAGAGCCAGCGAGCCGUGCAGGGCAGUGAUCCUGUCACACCACGGGGAGGAAUGGGCCAACCUUUAUGGGAUGGCAGCUCUGGAACAGUGUCUGUCCAAGCAAUAAAAAGCCAUUUUUCAGCAGCCCCUGGUGUGGGACACGAGGCCAGAAACCUUGUGCAGCAAGGACAAGAAACACUUAAGGAACCAACAUCAUAAAACCAACAACGCAGCAGAGCUCUACGGGAUUUUCUCCCUCCAGAACCCAACACAGAACUGUUAUUGCUUCAGAACGUUGCAAGAUGCACCUAAUUUAUCUUCUGUCAGCGUUUUGUUUUAAAAACCAGAUCAUUUGACUAUUAAAGAGGUUUUCUAUUCCAUUUCCAAA
Messenger RNA from Coturnix japonica (Japanese quail), 2393 nucleotides. It is a transcript of the gene NCDN, whose product is annotated as neurochondrin. The record is from RefSeq and is a predicted model, not a curated record. Gene Ontology annotation, cellular component: dendrite. Gene Ontology annotation, biological process: neuron projection development; regulation of neuronal synaptic plasticity. NCBI's taxonomy places the organism in Eukaryota, Metazoa, Chordata, Aves, Galliformes, Phasianidae.